AUAAUAUUUGUGAGGCCAAAUUGAGGACAGAUGUGGAAUUGCAAACAUAGGCACUUUAACAGCACUAUCCUUCCGGCGGCGGCAGCAGCGAUAUCUUCAAACCUGUAAACUGAAAGCACAAUCUACUUUCAUAACGAGAACGUGUCUUAGUCAUCGCUAAGAAACUUUUUUUUGUUUUUUUUUCUACCUCAAUUCUACCAAGUAAAGUACAAUGUCACAGGGGGACCAAUACGGUUUAAGGGUUUUGCAAAAGGCCUCAGUUGGACCUUUCAAUGCGUGCGUGGACGCUGGAGGAGACGACUCACUGAUUGUCUUCCUGUUGUUCGGUUAUCGCUUGUGUGCCGUCAGCCGCACCGACGAUGUGCACCUGAUGGACAAUGAUUGUCUCCGUGUGGGCGCCGUGAGCUGCGUGAGGAUUAAUGAGCGCGUUUCUAUUGUCUCCGAUCCGUACCGUUGAUUUUCCAGGGCUGAGAAAAGGAAGUCUGUCUCCCAGGGACACUGGGGCAAAGGUCGUUCAGUCCCAGCCACCGAUGGGAGAGCACAGAUGUUCAUGUUGGCUGAUAUUUGUCGGUGGAGACGCACCGUUUCCCUGAACAGGAAGUGGCAGUUCGCUAUAGAGGGCCUUGUCGUUCUCAGAGGAAACCAGACGUCGUAGUCAUUUCUCAGUGGCGGCAGGAGGUGUACGUUCAGGAUGGCCCAGUGGAACCAGUUACAGCAGCUGGAGACCAGGUAUCUGGAGCAGCUCUACCACCUGUACAGCGACAGCUUCCCCAUGGAGCUACGGCAGUUCCUCGCCCCCUGGAUCGAGAGUCAGGACUGGGCGUACGCUGCCAACAAGGAGUCGCACGCCACGCUGGUGUUCCACAACCUCCUGGGAGAGAUAGACCAGCAGUACAGCCGCUUCCUGCAGGAGAACAACGUGCUCUACCAGCACAACCUGCGGCGGAUCAAGCAGCAUCUGCAAAGCAAGUACCUGGAGAAGCCCAUGGAUAUCGCCCGCAUCGUGGCCCGAUGUCUGUGGGAGGAGCAGAGACUGCUGCAGACCGCCACCACCGCUGUACAGGAUGGUCAGGCAGCACAUCCCACCGGGACGGUAGUGACAGAGAAGCAGCAGAUCCUGGAGCACAACCUCCAAGACAUCAGGAAGCGGGUGCAGGAUAUGGAACAGAAGAUGAAAAUGCUUGAGAACUUGCAGGAUGACUUUGACUUCAAUUACAAGACGUUGAAAAGCCAAGGAGACUUGCCCCAGGACUUAAAUGGCAACAGCCAAGCGGCCGCCACCAGACAGAAGAUGGCUCAGCUCGAGCAGAUGCUGAGCGCCCUGGACCAGCUGAGGAGGCAAAUUGUGACGGAGAUGGGCGGCUUGUUGACCGCCAUGGAUUACGUACAGAAGAACCUGACCGACGAGGAGCUAGCCGACUGGAAGAGGAGGCAGCAGAUCGCCUGUAUCGGAGGUCCACCCAACAUCUGCCUGGACCGCCUCGAGACAUGGAUCACGUCCCUGGCCGAGUCCCAGCUGCAGAUCCGCCAGCAGAUCAAGAAGCUGGAGGAACUUCAGCAGAAGGUGUCUUACAAAGGCGACCCCAUCAUCCAGCACCGGCCCGCCCUGGAGGAGAAGAUAGUGGACCUGUUCAGAAACCUGAUGAAGAGUUCCUUUGUGGUUGAAAGACAGCCUUGUAUGCCCAUGCAUCCGGACAGACCUCUGGUCAUUAAAACAGGAGUGCAGUUCACAAAUAAAGUCAGGUUACUGGUUAAGUUUCCUGAACUCAAUUACCAGCUGAAAAUUAAAGUUUGCAUUGACAAGGAAUCGGGAGACGUGGCUGCAAUUCGAGGGUCACGGAAGUUCAACAUCCUCGGUACCAACACAAAAGUAAUGAACAUGGAAGAAUCCAACAAUGGCAGCCUGUCAGCAGAGUUUAAACACUUGACCCUGAGAGAACAGAGGUGUGGAAAUGGUGGCCGGACCAACAGCGACGCCUCUCUGAUUGUCACAGAGGAGCUCCAUCUCAUCACCUUUGAGACAGAAGUCUAUCAUCAAGGCCUGAAGAUCGAUCUGGAGACUCAUUCCCUACCAGUGGUUGUCAUCUCCAACAUCUGCCAGAUGCCCAACGCCUGGGCUUCCAUCCUGUGGUACAACAUGCUCACUAACCACCCAAAGAAUGUAAACUUCUUCACCAAGCCUCCGGUGGGGACGUGGGACCAGGUGGCCGAGGUCUUGAGCUGGCAGUUCUCCUCCACCACCAAGCGGGGGCUCACCAUCGAACAGCUCACCACACUGGCUGAGAAGUUGCUCGGGCCGUGUGUCAACUACUCAGGCUGUCAGAUCACUUGGGCCAAGUUCUGUAAGGAGAACAUGGCCGGCAAGGGCUUUUCCUUUUGGGUGUGGCUGGACAACAUAAUUGACCUGGUGAAGAAGUAUAUCCUGGCCCUGUGGAACGAAGGGUAUAUCAUGGGCUUCAUCAGCAAAGAGAGGGAGAGGGCCAUUCUGAGUCCGAAACCUCCCGGAACCUUCCUGCUGCGCUUCAGUGAGAGCAGCAAGGAGGGCGGCAUUACCUUUACAUGGGUGGAGAAAGACAUAAGUGGAAAGACGCAGAUGCAGUCAGUGGAGCCCUACACCAAGCAGCAGCUCAACAACAUGUCCUUUGCCGACAUCAUCAUGGGCUACAAGAUCAUGGACGCCACCAACAUUCUGGUGUCGCCUCUCGUGUACCUCUACCCCGACAUUCCCAAAGACGAAGCUUUCGGGAAGUACUGCAGGCCGGAAACAGCUCCGGAGCCGGAGAUGGGAGGAGACCCUUCGAGUAGUAUUCAGCCGUACUUGAAGACAAAGUUCAUCUGCGUCACACCGUGUCCCUCCGUGUUCAUGGACUUGCCGGACAGUGAUCUGCUCGGCGGCGUAUUCCCAGGCACAAACUCUGGAAACACCAGCGACCUGUUCCCCAUGUCGCCGCGCACCCUCGAGUCCCUGAUGCACAACGAAGCCGAGCCUAAUCAGGCACACAUGGGCUGCACUUGGAUUGUUUCCACAGACUCCCUCACACUGGACAUGGAUGUAGCAUCGCCCAUGUGAAGAGAUGACGUUGCGUUUCUUUAUUUCCUUCAAGGGGAUUCGACAGUGUGCCGUGAUAGAGGAUAUUAUGAUGAUUUUUUAAUUUUCUCCCUCUGUCUCACGUAAUCUGCCUGUACAGAUCCUGUGUAAAAAAAAAAAAAGACUUCAUUUCACUCAAACGUUCACCGCUGAUCCGUUGUAUUUUAAGCAGCAACCUGCUCCCUGUCAGUACUUCCACAUCUGCACAUAUGUCUCUGGUAUCUUCUUAAUUAUCGGGAAUUAUAUUUUUGAAAACAUUGUAUUGACUUUUUAAAAAUGUUCAUGAAUUCAUCUGGGUUUUUUUCCUUUGAAAUAUAAAUGUAACAAGAAUAAUUAUUGUAUAAACUAUGGCGCUUUGUACUUUUUUUUAUGCAUUUAAUUGUCUGUUUUAAGUCUGUCUGUCAGUCUUUUUUUUCCAUUACUGACCUCAGUGAAAUGCUUUGUCGCAGGUUUCUCACCCUGGUUUCAUUUGAAAAUCAUUCGAGCCAUUUGGAGUGUUAAAAACCGGUAGUGAAAAGAAAAGGAAUUUGAGACAGUUUGUGGUUAUUCUUCACGUACGAUUAUUCCCCCGUUAUACUGUGAUACAACCUGUAACAGUGGUGGUCAGACAGUGACUUUAUCGCUAACACUUAAACACCGUCAUUUGUGAUUAUGUGAAUUGCACUCGCGUUUGAAAUAAGCAAUUUCAAUAUGUUUUUCUGUGCAUGAAUUGACCUCACAUGACGCGUAUAUCAUGUUGAACAUUUUCUUUUAAAAAAAAAAACAGUUUAUUUUUGACCACUUAUUUUUUCUGUAAAAUACGCUGUAACUUUUGGUUAUUUGGCAAUAAAAAAAAAAAAGUUAGUCCGGAGAAGAGGUUGAGUCAUAUGUUGGUGUAAUUAAUGUCAUGAAGUGAUUUCAUCCAUCAAAAGGAAUAAACAUGAAUAACUUA
Molecule: messenger RNA, 4019 nt
Organism: Gasterosteus aculeatus aculeatus (three-spined stickleback)
Lineage: Eukaryota; Metazoa; Chordata; Actinopteri; Perciformes; Gasterosteidae
Gene: stat3
Product: signal transducer and activator of transcription 3 (acute-phase response factor)
Biological process (GO): signal transduction; regulation of DNA-templated transcription
Molecular function (GO): DNA-binding transcription factor activity; DNA binding
Source: RefSeq, a predicted model, not a curated record